AUGUCGGUAUCCCAAGAAUUACCAGAAGACGAUGAGAUCCGCGAUGUAAUCAUCAUCGGUGCAGGACCAUGUGGCCUCGCCGUCGCCGCACGCCUAAGCGAAGAAACACCAUCAGCAGUCUUCACAGACGAAGAACACCAGCGCUAUCACUGGAUAAAGAAGCACAGCGGGCGGAUGAAUCUGGUCCAAGGACGACACGGUAAGAUUAAGGGCGUACGAGCCGCAAAAUGGGAUAGCGAACGCCGAUGUCCUCGUCAAGAAGACCCGAGACGUACCUCUGACCCUGCGUCUCCUGUACCAUCACUAUCUUCCGCAUCGUCGACGUCGUCAACAUCCUCGACAUCAUCUAUCUCAACUCUUGUGCUGGAUGGCUCUGGGGAUAAAUGGAUGCAGCGGUGGCACAAUGCAUUCCGCACGCUGGAGAUCAAACAGCUCCGCAGCCCGAUGUUCUUCCAUGUUGAUCCCGGAGAUCGGGAUGGUAUGCUGGCUUAUACACAGGAGAGUGGACGGGACGCAGAUCUUUGGGAGAUUUCUGGGUGCGUUGGGAAGGAGAUGAGUAAACAUAAGAAGAAGAAGAGAAGACAGGGUGGGCAAACUCAAACAAUUGGAGCUGAAAUAGACGAACGUGAUCGGAAAGAUUACUUCUCGCCUUCCACAGACCUUUUUUCGGAUUAUUGUUCGUCGAUUAUCCAGCGGUAUGCUCUGGAUGAGCCCGGUAAAAUCUUGCAGCGUGAGGCCACGGAUCUCUCGUAUGAUUAUCUCUCCGAUAGUUCAACCUCAAAGCUGUUCACUGUCACCACAUCUACCGGAGAGAAGUUUUAUAGUCGGUCUGUUGUCCUGGCCAUCGGCCCUGGCGGAGCAGGUGUAUCGAAGAUUUAUCCGUGGAAACCCUCGACGGAACAAGAGGGUGCUGCAGCAUGUUGUCACAGUACGGAGAUCAAAUCAUUUCCCAGCCCCAAUGUACAGAACAAGAUCCAGCGGCGACAGGAAACCAAUGUUGUUGUCGUUGGAGGCGGGCUGUCGUCAGCACAGAUUGUGGACAUGGCGGUUCGCAAGGGUGUGACGAAAGUGUGGUUCUUGUUGCGGUCCGGCAUGAAGGUUAAACACUUCGACAUUACUCUGUCAUGGAUGGGCAAGUACAAAAACUGGGAGAAAGCAGCCUUCUGGUCUGCUGAUACCGAUGAAGAGCGCCUUGAGAUGCUUCAAACCGCCCGAAAUGGCGGCAGCAUUACACCACGCUACACAAAGAUUGUAAAGCAGCACGCAGCUAAAAACCGCGCCUCCAUCCACCCUUGCACAGUAAUAAAAACCCACGACUACAAUCCAGUAACCAAGACCUGGACCUUAACAACCGACCCACCAAUCCCCGACCUCCCUGCGAUAGACUACAUCUAUUUCGCAACUGGAGUACGGGCGGACGUGCGCGAGAUGCCGCUGCUCCGCGAAAUGAACGAUAAAUACCCGAUCGAGGUCAAGUCAGGACUCCCAUGUCUAACGAAUGAUCUAUCGUGGCGGGAUGACGUCCCAUUAUUCAUGACAGGCCGCCUGGCAUCUCUCCGGCUUGGGCCUGGGGCGCCGAAUCUCGAAGGCGCGAGGGUGGGCGCGGAACGUGUUGCGUGGGGCAUGGAGGAGGUUCUGCAUAAGGGGCGGGAUGUUGGUGGGCAGUGUGAGGGCUUCUGUGGGCUUGGUAAUCGGUAUGCUUCGCUGCUUGGGGAGUGUGAUGAAUAA
Molecule: messenger RNA, 1728 nt
Organism: Penicillium roqueforti
Lineage: Eukaryota; Fungi; Ascomycota; Eurotiomycetes; Eurotiales; Aspergillaceae
Product: FAD binding domain protein
Exons: 4
Coding region: 1-1728 (575 amino acids)
Source: RefSeq, a predicted model, not a curated record